Messenger RNA from Peronospora belbahrii, 264 nucleotides. NCBI's taxonomy places the organism in Eukaryota, Oomycota, Peronosporomycetes, Peronosporales, Peronosporaceae. The record is from the annotation of a GenBank genome assembly.
AUGGGUAAAAUGCUUUACGAUGUUAUUACAGAGAAUUCUCGACAUUCCGCAUGUCAUGCUAGUGUCACAGUUGCUACGAUGGAGCCGAGGUUUUGCCGUGUAGACUACAUGUUUGUGCGACUCGUAUCACGUCGCUUCGUGCUUGGAAAGCUGCAGAACUUCUCUUCCCUCCGGUUGAUAGAUGUACAGCGAGUACAGGACCGUCAGGCGAGCACGAUGGGGAGUUUCUUGUUUGUUUUUGGCAUCCAUGCUUUAUCACCCUAG